AUGAUCCCAAUGAACACUUGUUGUUUCAUUCUCUCUCUGUUGUUUUUCCUAUGUUUCUAUAUUAACAUCAAUCUUUCACUAGGAGGUGACAGCAUUAGAGCAAACCAAUCUCUCUCUGGGAAACAGAUAAUCGUGUCUUCUGGUGGGUCUUUUGAACUGGGAUUCUUCAAACCAGGUAAUUCUUCCAGGUAUUAUAUUGGAAUUUGGUUCAAAAAUAGUAGUCCAAUGACCCUAGUUUGGGUAGCAAACAGGGAGACACCCAUUUCAGACAUGAACUCUGCAGAACUUAAGAUUUUAGAUGGGAAUUUGGUGCUUAUGAAUGAGUCCCAGGUUUCAAUUUGGUCGACUAAUGUAAACUUGACAACCUCAAAUUCUGUAGUGGCAACUCUAGGUGAUAAUGGAAAUUUAGUUUUGAGAGAUGAGUCAGAACCUAGGACAAGUGAUGGAUUUUGGCAAAGUUUUGAUAAUCCAACAGAUACGCUGUUGCCUGGUAACAGGCUUGCCUAUGAUAAACGUACAAAAACAAAGAAAGUUCUCACUUCUUGGAAAAACUUUGUGGAUCCUGCACCUGGGCUUUUCUCCCUUGAAUUAGAUCCAAAUGGGAGUCAGGUAAUCUUAAGAUGGAAUAUGACUGAGUGGUACUGGACUAGUGGACCUUGGAAUGGGCUUUUUUUCAGUUCAGUCCCCGAAAUGAGUUUGAACGGUAUUUAUAAUCAUGUUUAUGUUGACAACGUUAAUGAGAGUUACCUCUCAUAUUCUCUUAAUAAUCCUUCCCUUAAAUCUGGUUAUGUGAUGGAUGUUUCCGGGCAGAUUAAGCUAUUAUUGUGGUAUCAGAAGAGUCGGCUUUUGGUUUGGCAUCAACCUAUGCAGCAAUGUGAUGUGUAUGCUUAUUGUGGGGCAUUUGGUACCUGCAAUCAGAAUUCAUGUUAUUGUUUGCCCGGAUUUAAGCAAAGGUCGGAAUAUGAUUGGAGUUUGAAGGAUUAUUCGGGUGGCUGUGUGAGAGAUAUAAUUUUGAACUGUACGAGUGACAGAAAAGACAAGUUUCUGGCGAAUAAAAUUGUUAGUUUACCUCCAAAUCCACAAUCAGUGAUGGCAGGGAGUGCUCGAGAGUGUAAUUCUAUCUGCUUGAGUAAUUGCUCUUGUACAGCUUACUCUUAUGAAGACAAUGCAUGCUUGGUUUGGAAUGGGGAACUAAUGGAUUUACAACAACCCACAAAAAAUAAUAGCAGUAAAAGAACGAUCAACAUUAGACUUUCCGCCUCUGCAUCUCAGUUUUCAAAUAAUAAAAAAAGGAAAGUACUUGUAAUCGGCUCUGUUGUGGGUUCUGUUGCGGUUGUUAUGGUUCUAUUGGCCACUGUCGUGAUAUGCAUAUGUCACAGGCAUAAAUCUGGGACUACAAAAGCAGUUGAGGAAUCAUCGUUAGCAUUUAGGGACAAGGACAUGUUACAAAUUGAAACCAAAAAUUCCUCAGAUAUGUUGGAGGGAGACAACAAGAGUGGUAUCGGUGUUCCUUUCUGCAGUUGGGAAAGUAUUAUAGCUGCUACCGAGAACUUCUCAGACAUACAUAAACUUGGACGUGGGGGAUUUGGUCCUGUUUACAAGGGAAUAUUUCCCGGAGGGCAAGAAAUUGCGGGCACAGGAACAGAAGCAAGCACCAGUAAAGUCACAGGAACCUAUGGUUACAUGGCUCCAGAGUAUGCAUCGGAUGGACUAUUCUCUAUAAAGUCAGAUGUAUUUAGUUUUGGAGUUGUUGUACUCAAGAUAGUCGCAGGAAAGAAAAACACGGGAUUUUACCAAUCCUCUGAAGACUUGAAUCUCUUGGGAUAUUGUAUUAAUGUUGGGCUAUUGUAUGUGGAAGAAGAUCCCAGUGAUCGCCCCACUAUGUCAAAUGUAGUCCUAAUGCUUAGUGGCGAAACUACAGUCGUUCCAGUUCCCAAUCAACCGGCUUUUGUAAUGCGAAAACGUGUUUUUUCCACAUCGUCCUCAUCCUCUAAUAAACCGGAUUCAAUUUCCAAUGAAUUGACAAUGUCUGCUCCAGAUGGGAGAUGA
This is a messenger RNA of Fraxinus pennsylvanica, 2049 nucleotides long. Lineage: Eukaryota; Viridiplantae; Streptophyta; Magnoliopsida; Lamiales; Oleaceae. The record is from the annotation of a GenBank genome assembly.